CAUAUAUAUAUAUACACAUAUAUAUAUUUUGUUUUUUUGUUUUUUUUUUGCAAAAACAUUAUUCCAUGUCAUCUUUAUUUUAAUCUCCCCGGGUCACCAAAACUGGUGCAGCUGGAAGCAGCCGCCUCCACCCCCUCUCCCACCCCCGCCCCCUCCCCUAAAUCCGAGGAAUAUGGCGAAAGUGGAGCAGGUUUUGAGCCUAGAGCCGCAGCACGAGCUCAAAUUCAAAGGUCCCUUCACAGAUGUUGUCACUACCAACCUUAAGCUUGGCAACCCUUCUGACCGAAAUGUAUGUUUUAAAGUGAAGACUACUGCACCCCGCCGGUACUGUGUGAGACCCAAUAGUGGAAUUAUUGAUGCAGGAACAUCAAUCAAUGUGUCUGUGAUGCUACAGCCUUUCGAUUAUGAUCCUAAUGAGAAAAGUAAACACAAGUUUAUGGUUCAAUCUAUGUUUGCUCCGACUGACACCUCAGAUAUGGAAGCAGUAUGGAAGGAAGCAAAACCAGAAGAUCUUAUGGAUUCAAAACUUAGGUGUGUGUUUGAAUUGCCAGCAGAGAAUGAUAAACCGCAUGAUGUAGAAAUAAAUAAAAUUAUGUCCACAACGGCAACAAAGACAGAAUCAUCUGUUAUGUCUAAAUCUAUAAGUUCUUCUUUGGAUGAUACUGAAGCUAAGAAAGUAAUGGAAGAAUGUAAAAGGCUGCAAGUAGAAGUUCAGAGGUUACAGGAGGAAAACAAACAAUUUAAGGAAGAAGAUGGGCUGCGGAUGAGGAAGACACUGCAAAGCAACAGCCCUGCUUCUGCUUCAGCCACCAUUGUGAAAGAAGAAGGGCUUAGUACCCGACUUCUUGCUCUGGUCGUUUUGUUCUUUAUCGUCGGUGUAAUUAUAGGGAAAAUCGCCUUAUAGAGGCAGCAUGCAAAGGCUGGUAAAUUGGAUUGAUGGAUCUGCCAUAUCAUGGGAUUUAAAUUUAUUCAUAACAAAGAAAUUAAUGUAUGACAUCUCACAGGUCUUGCCUUUAAAUUACCCCCCCUCCCCCUGCACAAAUAUAACAUAACAUAAUAUCCUAGAAAGUUUGAAAUGUACAGUGAGUAAUCAGGGCAAAAACUAAAUGCAAAAAGAAUGAUCUUUACUAAAUGCAAGGAAAAUCAUGGUUAAUACUCAAAUGAUAUGUUGUAAAUGCAAUUUUAAACAUUUUUAGACCUUGGUACAUGUUGCUGGAUUACCUCUUUUAAAAUGAGAAACUGGUUCCUUGACUGCUAGAGUUUCCCCUUCAGAUAGUGGGAAUUAGAGCUAAGCAGGAAAGGUCAGGAAUCUCUGUAAAAUAUAUUAAUCCACCAUACAUACUGCUCAUGAAUUUAAGAGUUUCUGUCCAUGUCUUCAGUUCUGUACAAGUUAUCAAUUAUUUUUUGGAAACUUAAGUGAAUUCAGAAGCUGAAAAGAAUUAAGUGAUGGCAUUGAAUGUGCUAGUCACCAAUAUAAGGCAUAAAUUGAUUAAUGGUACAUAACAUUUUAGGAGAAAGGUUAUUGCCUCAUUUCUCUUAAAGGGACCAAGCUAAACUGCUAUUGGUUCGUUUAGUUGAAUUAAACUGUUAUUCAGAGAUGUUUAAUGCCUAUUUAACUUAUUUAAUGUAUUUCAUCUCAUGUUUCCUUAUUGUCACAAGGUUAUGACUAAUGCUAUGGCAUAGAAAUCACCGCUCUAAAGCUGGUGAGUUGAUUUGUCAUUGCUGCUGGAGAUCUGUGGGAUCCUUCUUUCUCCUGCUGUUUUGUUUUUUGUUUUUUUUCUUUUUUUGGAGGGGCACUACAUAAAUGUGGACUUUGGAUUUAUUUGAACAUUGGAAAACAACGGUCAGGAAAUGUUUUUCUAUGUAAAUAAAUAACAUCUAUCUUGGGGAAGGGAGGGAAAUUAUACCAGUAGUAAUAAUAGUCAACUCUUGAUUACCCUGCUGGUGGAGGGGUAGCCAUAGUGCAGAUAACCUUUUAAAAAAUGUUAUUUUAAUGUCACUCUUGAAUUCAUCCUAUUUCACUUUCCCUCACUGUGCUUAGUCUCAGUCCCUAUCCCCUGCUCACCCCACCCCCAAAUUUGGCCCUUAAUUGGAUUAGCAACAUGGAAAGUUAUCCCAGUAGUAUGGAGGGGACAGUAUCCUAGAAAUGACUAGGGGAGAUAGUCCUGGAGAGAAAACUGGGAGGCAGGAGAGAGGAGACCCACCCCAAAUGAGAGGCUUGGUGAUCAGGGGAAACAUUCCCCCAACUAACCUACAAAGCAGAUAAUUGAGAGUUGACUGUAAAUUAGUUCUAUGCCGUAAAUGACCAAUCCUGUUGGACUAUGUAGCAUCUUUAAAAGAAAAAAAAUUAAAUAAAGCCCCAAAAUGAA
Molecule: messenger RNA, 2369 nt
Organism: Antechinus flavipes (yellow-footed antechinus)
Lineage: Eukaryota; Metazoa; Chordata; Mammalia; Dasyuromorphia; Dasyuridae
Gene: VAPB
Product: VAMP associated protein B and C
Exons: 6
Coding region: 173-904 (243 amino acids)
Biological process (GO): endoplasmic reticulum membrane organization
Cellular component (GO): endoplasmic reticulum membrane; plasma membrane
Molecular function (GO): FFAT motif binding
Source: RefSeq, a predicted model, not a curated record